This is a messenger RNA of Adelges cooleyi (spruce gall adelgid), 1200 nucleotides long. RefSeq lists its product as uncharacterized. The record is from RefSeq and is a predicted model, not a curated record. The transcript has 3 exons. Lineage: Eukaryota; Metazoa; Arthropoda; Insecta; Hemiptera; Adelgidae. Bases 72 to 1133 code for a protein of 353 amino acids.
AUUUGUUAUUGAGCAUCUGUCCAUCCUCAGUGUGCAGAUGAUCCUGUCCGACUACGAGUUAUAAUUUCGUCAUGUCGUGGAAAUUUUACAUCUUUAUACAAGGAGCAGUUUUUGCGUGUUUUUGCACUUUCAAUUAUGUGGAAUGUCAAAGUCAAGCAUACAACACUGACACUGUUGGAUAUUCGGCUCCAUCCGGAUCGUAUGGUUCAGAUAGUCAAGAAUACCAAAAUCAAUAUAAUACAUACCCUGAAAAAUCAAAUGAAAACAGUGUACAAAAUACCGAUUUACAAAACCAUCUGUAUGGUGGAGGUACACAGAUUGACGAUGACAAAGUGAUCAUGGGUGUACCCAAUGCUUACAGGACAAACGGCUUAGGGUCUACAGGAGGAGCUUCUCCCGUGCGUUAUGGGAACGCUGUUGGAGGAUUUUCUGGUUCAAUAGGAUCGGGUGGAUCCGGACCUGGAGGAUUUAGUGGAGUUGGUUUGGUAGGGGGUGGUGAUGGAUCUAUAGGUGGAGCCAGCGUGGUAGGUCCAGGACCAGUAGGCGGACUUGGACUUGCUGGCCCCGGUGGUUUUGGAAUUGUUCCUGGAGCUUUCAGUGGUCCAGGUUCGUUCGGCGGACCAGGUCCAUUUGGUUUCACAGGUUCGUUUGGGGGUCCCGGACUGUUGGGAUUAAUUUUAGGGCCAACGGGUCCGUUCAAUGGGUAUUUGUCGUUCGCCAAUUGGGCUAUAUUAGGUAUAAUGGUUUUAAGAAGGCUCUUGGCGCCUGUAGCUCUCAUUACUAGUUUAAUACCUUUGUUACGUUUCUUUAAAACGGUCGUUUUACCUAAAUUGGCGUAUUUUAUAACCUCUCACAUCAAAGACUACGACGCACGGCUAAGCAAUGAUUCAUUUGAUUUACAAAAUCUGAACAAUCUGUAUGGAGUGAUUAAGGACGUAAUCGACGAUGGACCAUGUUUAAGAAAAAUCAUAUGCGAAGCUGGAAUCGUCACGAGUGCUCAUCCAGUGGCACGAUCAAUUAAACGAUUUGCGAAAAAAGUGAAUUUAAGAAAUGAGUUGCUACAAGUUUUCAAGGAUUCAUUAAUUGGAACUGUUUCGGAGUGCAAUCAGUACAUGUGUAAACGACAUGCAUAAUAGUAAUUGAAAUAAAAUAUGUAAACAAUUUUAAUAAUACAAUUUCUAAUUUAUUCGCAAAAUCAUU